AACCAGCCCGGCCGGGCGCAGGCGGUGGUCCGCAGGGUCCCCCGAACUGGCCGGCCACGAACCCGUCUCACGGUCCCGCGGCCAGCAGCCGCCGCUCGUCUCUCUCUGCAGCCACCGCUGAGGAAGCGUCCCCUCUGAGGGGAGCGUCGGUCAUGGCAGCAGACGCCGGGAUGGCUCCGCGACCGCUACACCGCGCCCUCCUGGGCUGGGGCCGCAGACCAGUCGGCCCUCUGGCUCCUCGGCGACCUCCGGCGGGCGCCGGAGGCCGGGAUGCAGGGCGCGCGACAGAGAGGAGACGGACAGCUCAGGCCCGGCGGCAGGAAGGCUCCCGCGCGUUCCGCGACUGCCACACGCGCCGCCCGCACGCACCCUACCCUGUCUCCGCCGCCUGGGCCUUGAUUGGGCGCGACCUGGACUCCUGGGUGCUUAUUGGCGUCGCCAAGUGCUCGUCACUGCCGCCUCCCGCCCUUGCAUGCAACGCGCGGAGUCCGCCUGCUAGCAAGGUAGGUGGCCCGGCAGCGAGAGCCUUCAAGGGCGCCUUGGAUAGUGACCCUCGGACCCCGCCGCCAUCUUCCGGUCGUCCCAGUCCCGCCCCGCAGAGAAACGUGACCGGGUUCCUGUUAGAAUCCUGCGAGGUGUUCGCUUGUUUGAAGAGGCGGGGACGCCGGCCCCAUUCUCUUAUUAGAGUGCGGGUGGGGCGGGGCUCCGCAUGUCUCUGCAGGGGCUGGGGGCUCCAGUGGUUACCGCCAUUGCAGAAUUAUAGCUCGGUGAAAGAGGUCCGACCUAACCAACUCCAUCUUGCUUCUAUCCCUGUUCAUUCCUGAGCUUCUGUGAACUAAUUUUGAGAGGAACUUAGUUUAUAGUUUAAAACAAAGAGGAUAACAGUCCUUUCCCAAAACAAAUCUCCUUCUUGUCUGGAAACUAGACUGCCUUUGUAGGACUAAUAAGUUAGCCAUAAGACUAGAAAUUACGGUUUAGGAGACAUGCAGCUGGAGGCCACAAGAUUAUGAUCCUCCUUAAACUGCUCUUAACAUCAGUGCUUGAGGUAUUUUGCUGACCCCGCGCACUUGAUGGAUCCUGGCACCACCCAGGUGGAUAAAGUGACUCAUCUGACCUUGUGGCCCCCACCCAGGGACCAACUCAGUGCAAGAAAACAGCUUCAAUUCCUUAUGAUUUCAUCUCCGACCCAAACAGUCAACACUCUGGACUUACUGGCCUUCCCCCACCCACCAAAUUAUCCUUAAAAACUCUGAUCCCCGAAUGCUCAGUGAGGCUGAUUUGAUUAAUGUUGAAACUCCAGUCUCAUAGUGGGCUCUGGGUGAAUUACUCUUUAUUGCAGUUCCCCUGUCUUGAUAAAUCAGCUCUGUCUAGGCAGUGGGCAAAAUGAAUCCAUUGUAUGGUUACAAAGUUGGGGGUUCGUCUGGGAUAGCCCUUGUGGCUACCUGUCCAUGAUUGGAUAGCUCCGCCUCUGGUGACAGAUCCAGAGGCCAGCCUAAGCGACCACAUAGUUCUCUUGGACUAGGGGCUGACUCUGGCACUGUCUCUGACAGUGGGGCGCUGCUAGCCCAAUGUGCAUGAACUUAAUUGCAAUGGAGAAAUAGUCUUGGGGAGACAUCCCAUAACUGUAGCCCUAUUACAGGGUGUCUGUAGCCAGGUGAUGGAGUGUCUGUAGUUAUAGCCCCAUCAUGGGGUCUCAGAUUGGUGAUUAUCCUAGAUGCUGCCAAUGCCUCCUUCCUUCUCCAGACUGAUUCUGUAGCCGCAUGGUGGGGUGUCUGUAGCUCCACCACAGGGUGUCUGUCUCAGUUUGGCUCCUGGGGCAUCUCAGUUGGCUCUCCCUAAGUAGGAGGAGGAGACGAUGCAGCUGGAGGCCACAAGAUUAUGAUCUUAGUUCAGGAGACUUCUCAGUCAGGAAGAUUUCAGGGAGAUUUGUCAGAUGGAGAAUAGGACGAUAGUUUGGAAGGGAUACUCUUGGAGUUCUUGGUUAGGGAUCUUAAUUUGGAAGGCCUUGUCUGACUCAUCUUUCUGUGUGUGUUUGUAUAUAUGGAGGGGAUCUCUGAAGGAGUUGCUGAUGGAAGUCCAGCAGGCCUAACUUGGAGAACACACCUUGUUUAUCUGGUCACAUUCAGUGAGACCUGAAAGAAGUUUCACAGGCCUGAUUCAAGGUGACUGCUCAGAGACCACCCAUUGAAUUCACGAUCUGAGGUCACCCCUCCGCACUGUAUCCAAGGUGGAGUUUCUAGCAAGUCCCAGGAAGACAAUCACAAUAUAGGUCUUCAGGGUUCUGGAGCAAGACCAUACUAUCUGCAGCAGGGAAUUAGACACCUUUUGAAAAGUAGCUUCUGGAGGGCUACUAGACCCUGGCAGAGACGGAAUACUUCACCAACGGGCACCAAGUGACCACGUGUCUAGAACCGUUCAUUAUUCGUUAGGUUCUGCCUUUCAUACUCACCAAGACAUAAAGUCAAAUGGGCCUAGCAAUAAUCCAUAGUAAGAUGGAAGUGGUAUGUCCAGAACUGGGCAUGAACAGAGCUACACAUGGUCAGGUGGCCCAGAUACAUGUCACCUGCCAGUGUGGCACCAGGGUUUCUCCCUCAGCUCACGCCUGUGGCUGCACGGGGGCAAAGUCCCUUGUGAUCCGCUGACAAGAGAGGAAAGCCUUUGCUUUGUCUUGAUUCACAGACGGGUCAGACUGGUACGUGGGUGCAAGCCAAAAAUGAACUGUGACUACAGUACAGCCCACCAUAGGCUGAUCUUGACAAACAGUGGCAAGGGAAGUUCCCCCAGUGGAUUAAUCCUCUCAGUGGUGCAUGUGUUCGUCCGCUUUGUAUGGAAAGACAUGUAGCCCAAGGGUACACUUUUUAUUCCUUCAUGGCUGCUAGCAGCUGCCUUGAUGCAUGGAUCAGGGAUCUGGAAGGAGAAAGAUGAGAUGAUCACGGACAAGGAUGUCGGGGACAGAGGCAUGUGGAUGGACUAUUUGAGUAGCAGAGAAGUAUGAAGAGGACCACCAGAGAGCAUCUACCAUGAAAGAAACACCAAACAACCAGAUAGACAGAAUGGUUUUGCCGAUUGGAUGUCAGCCAGAUGCCAUCAGCCACCCCAGAACUGACACAGUGGGCACAGAAGGAGCAGCUAUGGUGGCAGGGAUGGGGGACAAACACACAGACAAAAUAGCAUGGGCUGUCACUCACAAGGGCUGAUGUAGCUACCGCCACUGCUGAAUGUCCAGCCUGCCAGCAAGGCAUCAGUGCUGAUCCUCGGAAAUGGCAAUGGCUCUCAAAGUGAAUAAGUAGCCACUUGAUAGUAAGUUGACUACAGUGGAUCCCUUCCAUUCUAGAAAUGGCAGAAAUUUAUUUUUACUAGAAUGGACACAUGCUUACCUUUUCCGCCAGCAGGGCCUCAGCCAACACCACUAUCUGAGGGCUUACUGAGUGUUUUACCCGCUGACAUAGGAUCCCACAUCACAUCACAUCGGACCCAAGGGCCCAUUCAUUGCAUAGCCAAGGAGGCAUGACAACGGCAUGUGACCAUGGGAUCACCAGUCCUGUCACAUUCUGCACCACCCAGAAGAUACAGGCUUGAACGAAGAGAAGAAAUGGGCUGUUGAAGGCAUAGCUGAGAUGCCAGCUCAGAGAUGAUGAUACCAAGUAAGGAGGGGACACCACCUUCCAGGGCACAGUGUACACUCUAAUCAACAACCAAUAAGGCGCUUUGUCCCACUGGGAGGAAUAUGUAGGUCCAGGAACCAAGGGGUGGAGAUAGGAGUGGCUCCACUUUACAUUAAUCCCGUUGGGGUAUUUCUGUUACCACAACUCUAAGCUUUGAGGAUUUUAGGUUCUGGUUCCCAGUGAGGAAAUGUCUCCAUCAAGGGAUACAGUGAAAGUACACCAAGGAACCAGUAGGCAAGAAGCAGGAGCCACCAUCCUGGCAGGAGUAGUGGACCCUGCCCACCAGGAAGAGAUGGGCUGCAGUUGCACAGUGGGAGCCAGAAGGAAUAUGGCCCUGUGCGUUCUUGCCCCUUGUUGAUGGGAAAUGCACGGGUGCAGCAACCAUGGCCUGAAGAGGGCGUGGUGGCCAGGGCCUCAGCUGAGGUGCCUCCUGCAGGGAGGAGAAUCUAAAAUGGAUAGAAGCCGAGGCAGGCACAGUGGCUCACACCUAUAAUCUCAGCACUUUGGGGGGCCGAGGUGGGAGGAUCAUUUGAGGUCGGAGUUUGAGACCAGCCUGGCUAACAUGGU
Messenger RNA from Piliocolobus tephrosceles (Ugandan red Colobus), 4232 nucleotides. RefSeq lists its product as uncharacterized. The coding region runs from base 153 to 824 and encodes 223 amino acids. The record is from RefSeq and is a predicted model, not a curated record. Lineage: Eukaryota; Metazoa; Chordata; Mammalia; Primates; Cercopithecidae. The transcript has 2 exons.